GAUGCCUGUGCUGGAACAAGAACCUUCCAGAGACAGCCAUGGCCUACCCACACUACCUGUACCAGACCUGCAGCAAACCCUGUCUUCAUACCUGAGGUGUGUGAAACAUCUCGUGCCUGAAGCUCAGUUUCAGAAGACCAAAGACAUGGUGGAGAAGUUCGGCAAACCAGGAGGAACAGGAGAGAUGCUCCAGAAGAAAUUACUGGAGAGGAGAGACCAGACCAAGAACUGGGUUUAUGAUUACUGGCUGGAGGACAUGUACCUGAACAACAGACUCGCACUUCCUGUUAACUCCAGUCCCGUCCUGGUGUUUCCCAGACAGGACUUCAGAGACAGAGACGACUCCCUCAGAUUUGCUGCUCGUCUGAUGUCAGGUGUGAUGGAGUAUAAAGCCAUGCUGGACAGGAGGACUUUACCCCCGGAUUGUGUUCGAGGUCAGGAGGUCGGUGCUGAGCUGUGUAUGGAGCAGUAUUACCGUUUCUUCACAUCCUACAGACGACCUGGACUAAACAAAGACUCACUGAUCACACAGAGCAGCACAGGAGCCCAGAAAACACCUGAACUCGGACACGUCAUAGUGGCCUGCAACAACCAGUUCUUUGUGUUAAAUCUGAUGGAGAAAUCGCGGAGGCUGGACGAGAGUGAUGUCCUUACCCAGCUGGUCAGGAUCAGUAAAAUGGCAGAGAAGGUUGAGGAGAAACGUCCCCCUGUCGGCCUCUUCACCUCGGACAGCCGCACGGACUGGGCUAAAGCUAGAGACAUGCUGCUGAAAGACCCAGUGAACCGUGAGUCUCUGGAGCUGAUGGAGCAGUGUGUGUGUGUGCUGUGUCUGGAUGAACCCACUGGAGUUCAGCCCACCGACUCCAACAGAGCGGCACUCAUUCUGCACGGCGGUGGUCAUGACAAGAACGGCGCCAACCGCUGGUACGACAAGUCGGUGCAGUUUGUGGUUGGUGCUGAUGGUGUGUGUGGAGUGGUGUGUGAACACUCACCAUUCGAGGGGAUCGUUCUGGUCCAGUGCACUGAAUACCUGUUGAGGUACGUGUCCAGAAGCCCCAGUAAGCUGAUGAAGAGGUCGAGUGUGAGCGAUCUUCCAGCUCCACAAAGACUCUCCUGGAAUUGUUCUUCUCAGAUCCUGAGCAUGCUCUCAUCCUCUGCUAACAACCUUCAGAGACUCGUAAGAAACCUGGAUAUGGAGGUUUUCACAUUCCGAGGAUACGGCAAAGAGUUUAUUAAGAAGCAGAAGAUGAGUCCUGACGCUUUCAUCCAGGUGGCGCUACAGCUGGCCGUCUACAGAUGCACCAGGAGGUUAGUCUCCACCUACGAGAGCGCCUCCACCCGCCGUUUCCUUCACGGUCGUGUUGACAACAUCCGCUCGUCCACUGCCGAGGCGCUGCACUUCUCUAAAGCCAUGACAGAUGAGGGAGUGUGUGUGCAGGACUCUGAGAAGAUGGAGAGACUGAGGAAGGCUAUAGACAUACAGAGCCACAACACCAAGAUGGCCGUUACAGGAUUUGGAAUAGAUAAUCACUUGCUGGGCCUUCGGGAAAUUGCCCGAGAGCUGAAGAUGGAAACUCCAGACAUUUUCACAGACGAGACAUAUCGCCUCAGCAACCAGUUCAUCCUCUCCACUAGUCAGGUCCCUACAACAGUAGACAUGUUCUGCUGUUAUGGCCCAGUGGUUGCUAAUGGUUAUGGGGCAUGUUACAAUCCACAGGCUGAACACAUCCUGUUCUGCGUGUCCAGUUUCCGUGAGUGUGUGUCCACCUCAUCUCUACUGCUGGUGAAGGCUCUAGAUCAAGCACUUACAGACAUGAGGGAGCUGUGCAAUAAAUGCAACACUAUCGGUCAGAAUGAGGGUGGGGCUAAGCCAGCCACGCCCAGGAAGUAA
Messenger RNA from Tachysurus vachellii, 1891 nucleotides. RefSeq names its product choline O-acetyltransferase-like. NCBI's taxonomy places the organism in Eukaryota, Metazoa, Chordata, Actinopteri, Siluriformes, Bagridae. Gene Ontology annotation, biological process: neuromuscular synaptic transmission; acetylcholine biosynthetic process. The record is from RefSeq and is a predicted model, not a curated record. Gene Ontology annotation, cellular component: cytoplasm; neuron projection. Gene Ontology annotation, molecular function: choline O-acetyltransferase activity. The transcript is spliced from 14 exons. Bases 2 to 1891 code for a protein of 629 amino acids.